AUGGAAUCCAUCCCAAAUCAGCUGCCGGCUGGAAGAGACUCCAGCUGUUCGCCGAACUCUAAACAAGACUUGCAGUCUUACUCUGGGCCAACACUUAAGCCGAACCAAGUCAGUGAGACCUCUUUAUAUGGAAUACCGAUCGUUUCACUAGUCAUAGAUGGUCAAGAGAGACUUUGCCUAGCCCAAAUAUCCAACACUCUCCUGAAGAACUACAGCUAUAACGAAAUCCACAACCGGCGCGUGGCCCUGGGCAUCACUUGUGUGCAGUGCACUCCGGUCCAGCUGGAGAUUCUCAGGCGCGCAGGGGCUAUGCCUAUUUCCUCGAGACGCUGCGGGAUGAUUACAAAGCGAGAGGCCGAGAGGCUCUGCAAGUCGUUUCUGGGCGCCCACAGCCCACCGAAAUUACCAGAAAAUUUCGCUUUUGACGUGUCGCACGAAUGCGCGUGGGGCAGCCGGGGCAAUUUCAUCCCGGCCAGAUACAACAGCUCGAGAGCGAAGUGCAUUAAGUGUUCGUUCUGCAACUUGUAUUUUUCUCCAAACAAGUUCAUCUUUCACUCUCAUCGCACGCCGGAGUCCAAAUACACGCAACCCGACGCAGCAAACUUCAAUUCGUGGAGAAGACACUUAAAACUAACCGAUAAAAACUCACCGGACGACGUGUCCCAUGCCUGGGAAGACGUCAAAGCCAUGUUUAACGGUGGCAGCCGCAAGAGGACGCUGCCAAUCGGUGGGUCUGAUCGUUCGUCCUCGCUUAGUACGCAAGUACCGAGAGGUCAGACCCAGAGGGAACCGUCUGAGGUGCCCCACAAAACGCUCCGAUGUGAGGAUGACAGGGGGAACGUGACGAUGCCGAGCAGCAUACGCAGUUACCCCGUUAUUCCGGUGCCCAGUAAGAGUUUUGGGAUGUUGCAGAAAAUUCCACCACCGCUCUUUCCACAUCCAUACGGAUUCCCGGCGUUUGGAUUGUGUCAGAAGAAGGAUGACGGUGUGGUGAUGGGAGAGCCAAACAAAACAAACCUAUCAGGUGUGUUCUGGCCGAGCGCGAAGGACAGUGCCUAUCCCUCCUUUCCGAUGUUUUGGCCUGCAACAGGCAGUUUGGCCAUGCCAACAUACCACCAUGCCCAGCCUAAACCUCCACCUGACGUGUUGUGCACUAGACAUAGUGAGCUAGACGUGUCAGAGCAAAGUGACCGAAGCACGAGCACCCCUAAAGACAGUCUACUUGAUAACGAACGGUGUUCCAGCACUCAGUCCACCAGAAACGAGGAGGAUAAAUCUGGGGAUGAGAGCAGGUCUAUAGAAGGGAUGCCAGCCACCCCAAGAAAAAUAAGCUACAUAUCUGCAUUCAGGCCGGUUGUUAAAGAUGUUGAGAGCAUCGCAAAGCUAUACGGAAACAGGGGUCCGUAUUCUGGUCCUCGAUCUGGUUAUAUGUCACCAGAUUUCUUGAGUGAAAGUUCUAGUUAUAGAUCAGUGUCUCCGGACGUGGACAGCGUGGACGAUCCGGAUGUGGAUGUGGAGUCACAUAAAGUGCACGAGGACGAGGAGUGUUUGCAGCUGACUGUGGAUGACCGGCGGAGUCCUCACGGUUUGACCGUAGCGCAAAGUGACGGGGUAAAAGAUCAAGACCAGGACAAUAGCCAAAUGCACACCGUGAGUGAUCUACACACGACGAAUUCAAGUGAAACGCGGUCGUCUGAUUUGGAGAGUCACGGCAAUAAACACACGACGCGCUUUGAAGUCUAUUCAGGUGAACGAGACGAGCACGUGCAUCAAAUGAGCACAUCUUAUUUUGGUUCAAAGACCACUUACCAACGCGAACCGAGUGUUAAAGACGUGCACGAAGAAGAACCUUCAUCUACGGUGGAAGAGAUGGAACCCAAAAAUCAUCAGGAUCAAACCAACAUCAAUGAGGAGCGCCUGAAGGAACCAAAUGAAGACGAGGAAUCAGUGCGCAAGGACACUGGCAGCAGGGUCUCCUUAAUUGAGAAAAACAUAGAGAGCAUGGCCAAAGAGGAAUUGCAGAAACAACUCGUGGAACAAGUUGAGCUUAGAAAAAAGUUGGAGCGUGAAUUCCAGAAUCUAAAAGACAGUUUUCAAGACCAAAUGAAAAGAGAGCUCUCAUACAGAGAGGAAAUGGUGCAGCAACUCCAGAUUGUUCGAGAAGCUCACGACGCACUACACCAUUUCUCGUGUAAGAUGCUGACUCCCCGUCACUGCGCUGGGACCUGCACCUUCAAACCUCCUCUUCUACCGCCUUGAUGGACACCUAUUGAAGACAUAAGUGUGCUUUAGAAAUACUGCUGUGUCAAAUAAAACUUUUCUUUUUUCCCUCUGCAAAACACUGUCAACCUUUAGACCUGGAAUAAGCAAGUGUGUACUGUAGUAUUUUAGCUCUUACACUGUAAUGAAGUCAUUUUCAUUUGCAAAAGAGUGUUUUCAGAGUCACUGUAUGUACUGUA
Molecule: messenger RNA, 2459 nt
Organism: Sinocyclocheilus anshuiensis
Lineage: Eukaryota; Metazoa; Chordata; Actinopteri; Cypriniformes; Cyprinidae
Gene: skor1b
Product: SKI family transcriptional corepressor 1b
Exons: 7
Coding region: 1-2259 (752 amino acids)
Biological process (GO): negative regulation of BMP signaling pathway; negative regulation of transcription by RNA polymerase II
Cellular component (GO): cytoplasm; transcription regulator complex; nucleus
Molecular function (GO): DNA-binding transcription factor activity, RNA polymerase II-specific; SMAD binding; RNA polymerase II cis-regulatory region sequence-specific DNA binding
Source: RefSeq, a predicted model, not a curated record